Penaeus indicus is the source of this 1250-nucleotide messenger RNA. Its product is annotated as sulfotransferase 1C4-like. Gene Ontology annotation, molecular function: sulfotransferase activity. The transcript is spliced from 6 exons. NCBI's taxonomy places the organism in Eukaryota, Metazoa, Arthropoda, Malacostraca, Decapoda, Penaeidae. Bases 84 to 1106 code for a protein of 340 amino acids. Gene Ontology annotation, cellular component: cytoplasm. Gene Ontology annotation, biological process: sulfation. The record is from RefSeq and is a predicted model, not a curated record.
CGGAGCCAAGGCCGCCGCGAGACUAGGCCGCAGGUCGCCGCAGACACAGCGCGAGCACUUCGGCCCCGUCAGCAGGAACGACCAUGGCGAGCAGCCGCGAGCGCGGGGCAGCCGAGCGGCCGCUGCCCUUCCAGGUGGAGGAGGUGCCCGAGGACGAGGUGAAGCGCCUGCAAGACCUCGGCUUCGAGGGCUACCCGCAGCUCGUGAGAACCAAGCCCAACUUGGCUUACUUCAGACCCACGUACGCCCGCCUGGCCAGCGCCUUCUACAACUUCGUGUUCCGGCCCGACGAUGUGGUAAUCCUCACCUACCCGAAGUCCGGGACCAACUGGACCUCGGAGCUGGUGUGGGCGCUGAGGAACCCGGACGCUCUGCACCGGGCGGAGAGCGCGGCGGCCGGCGAGCGCUUCUUCUUCAUCGACAUGGACAUCCUCCGCCCCGGCCGCGCCGCCGAGGACGACCCGACGUACCAGCGGUUCGUGGCGACGUGCCCCGAGGGGCGCGUGGAGGACGGCGUGCAACUCCAGCUGGCGUCCGCGCACAAGGGCCCCAGGGUGAUCAAGACACACUUGCGCUUCGACCUCCUUCGGCAGGAUCUCCUGGACACGUGCAAGGUAGUAUACACCGUGCGAAAUCCAAAGGACACGUGCGUCUCUUACUUCCAUCACUGUAGCAACAAUAUUAGGAGCACAUUCAAGGGAGAUUUCUCCAACUUUGCCGAGGCUUUCAUGACCAACGGUAUAAAUUACGGAUCCUAUUGGGACCACGUCAGGCAGGCUUGGCAACGCAAAGGCCACAGGAACCUUCAUAUUAUGUUCUACGAGGAUUUGAAGGCGGAUAUCCACGGCGAACUGAGGAAGCUGGCAGAUUUCCUGCAACUCGAUCGCGAUGACGAUCAGCUGAAAACUGUAGCUGAGCACGCGAGCUUCGAGCAGAUGAAAUCUCGCCACGAGCGCCUCAGCGUCAACCACAUGAUCCGUAACUUCUUCCGCAAAGGGCAGGUCGGCGACUGGAAGAACGCUGCGUCUGAGGAGCUGAACAACAAGAUGGAUGACUGGAUUCGGGAAAACUGUCAUGACAUUGACGUUUCCUUCAAAUAUGAAUAACUGCUGGAAUAAACAGUGCGCUUAUUUUUCACUCUUACUUUUUAUUAUUGAUAUUACUCUUUUUGAUCUGUAUGUAAAAUCCACUAAUUCAUAAUUAAGGGAAGGUAUAUUGAGCUGAUGUUCCAAAUAAAGUCAUCUGUAUUU